UUUGUUUAUGUAUUCACGAUUUUGCAUAAUUAAUUUGUCUAGUGUGAGCAACAUUACUUUAAAUUGUUAAAAAUUUACACAUUCUUACAGAAAAAAAUUCAAGCAGUUGACAUAUUCCACAGAUGUUGCCUCAAAAACAACUGAAUGCCAAAAAAUACAUAAUUUUGCUGGGUCUCUGUGUGCUGGCAUUUCUACCAUUUCUACGAUUAAUAAUAACUGGUUCCUCGAAUAUGGGGCACUGUAUAUUUUGUGAGAUUUCUGCGGGAAAACAACCAAAUACUGUGAUUGAUUUUGAAAAUGAAGAUUUUGUCAUAUUCAAAGACAUAAAGCCAUCAUCAACUUACCAUUACUUGGCUGUACCAAAGCGGCACAUAGAGAGUUUGAAAUCAUUGACAAAGAAUGAUAUAGGAUUGGUGGACAGCAUGGAACAAGGUCUAAAGUCGUUUUUUGAAAAGAAUAAUAUCAGCACAACAGAUGCUUUAUUUGGUUUUCACCUGCCGCCUUUCAUUACCGUAAAACACCUGCAUAUGCAUGGAAUAGCUCCUCGAUCCACGAUGUCCUUUAUACAUAGGAUGAUGUUCAAAACUGGAUCCGCGUGGUUCAAAACGGUUGAAGAGGCGCGACAAUAUUUACAAGAAAAAUCAUAAAUGCUGUCUAAACCGGAGAGAGUUUUAAAAUCAAAAAAUACUUGAAGCAUCAAGGAAGAAUUUAAUUGAGUCGGAAGGACUAGGUUUAGGGUGUAAUUAGGCGGUUAUUGCCAGUGAUAUAUUGUUUGAUAUAACUAUUAUACAUACGUAAUUAUGAAUAAAAAUUUAAUUUUUAAAGCUA
Molecule: messenger RNA, 828 nt
Organism: Bactrocera latifrons
Lineage: Eukaryota; Metazoa; Arthropoda; Insecta; Diptera; Tephritidae
Product: histidine triad nucleotide-binding protein 3
Exons: 5
Coding region: 123-647 (174 amino acids)
Molecular function (GO): catalytic activity
Source: RefSeq, a predicted model, not a curated record